Messenger RNA from Notolabrus celidotus (New Zealand spotty), 3523 nucleotides. RefSeq lists its product as uncharacterized. Gene Ontology annotation, cellular component: nucleus. Gene Ontology annotation, molecular function: double-stranded telomeric DNA binding. The record is from RefSeq and is a predicted model, not a curated record. Bases 256 to 1788 code for a protein of 510 amino acids. Gene Ontology annotation, biological process: positive regulation of DNA-templated transcription. The transcript has 11 exons. Lineage: Eukaryota; Metazoa; Chordata; Actinopteri; Labriformes; Labridae.
GCAUAGCGGAAAUAUAUGACCCUCCAUCAUACACCCUCUGCUCGUUACUGCCAGCUCGGUACCGAGGAGGUAUUUUCUCUGUGGAGUUGGGAGGACCGAGCCCUUCUCUGCUGUCUCUCUCCUCUCUUCCUCCGCCCGGCUGCUGCUCACUCUCCACGGCACGGGAGCAUGCUUAUAGAGGCAGCUUAACCGCAACACACUGCAGCAACUCUCCUCCCCCUGUGUGACAGUGAAGAGGUCCGGCCGAGCUGAGCCAUGCGACAGUGGUGUGUCCCCGCUGCGACCCCUCGCUCUGAACCACUCCCGGGGCGCGUGUCUGUGUCCCCCCCUCCAUCAGAUGCCAGGAUGGAGUGCGGUGAGGUGGAGCCACGCUACACCAUCGAACAAAUCGACCUCCUGCAGCGGCUGCGUCUCUCCGGCAUGACCAAACCUCAGAUUAUCCACGCAUUGGAGUCCCUGGAGAGGCUCGACCCAGACCACCGGCCGCUGCAUGCUGAUUCCCACUCUGCCCCAUCCAACAAUAACCCCACCACAGCCGCUCCAGCACCAUCCUCAUCUUCAUCCUCCUCCUCCUCACUCUCCCUAGCCUCAGCUACCACACAGACCUCCGGCCUGGAUGGUGCUGCUCUGUCUCCCAGCAAUAGCUACGAGGCCUCACCUCCACCCCUCUACCCUCCCGCUGUGGUGGUUCAACGGCAAUUCAGCUACGACAUGAUGGGAGAGGAGGAGUGGGACCUGGAGGAGAAGGUGGAGGAGUACAUGAGGAGAGACAGCAACCUGGUUAAAGAAGAGAUCAAAACGUUCCUCAACAAUCGAAGGAUCUCUCAGGCAAUCGUGGGACAAGUGACAGGCAUCAGCCAGAGCUACAUCUCCCAGUGGUUGCUGCAGCAAGGCCUGGAGAUGAGUGACUCCAAACGCAGAGCUUUCUACCGCUGGUACCUGCUGGAGAGGAAUAACCCAGGGCUGAGGUGGAGUGAAAGCCAGCACAGCGUGAGUUCCAUGCCCAGGGCCAGGGGAGGGGACAGAGACGGGACGGUAGCAGGGGCAAGUGGCAGUCUACCCAACAUCCUCCCUAACCCCAACACCAACCUCAACCCCAACCCAGUGUGGAACAGGCAGAGAGAGCUGCUGAUGCACUUGCUGCCGUGGUACACUGCGGCUGCCGCGGCUGCCCAGGCCCAGCCAGGUGCCACCUUAUCUAUGCGCUCUUUGGUGAAGGAGGAGCCUGACUGGAGGACAGGGAUCAUGACUGGGGACAGAGCAGGGAUGGUGGGUGGCCCUCUGAGGCUGCGUAGAGGAAGUAGGUUCACCUGGAGGAAGGAGUGCCAAUCAAUCAUGGAGAGCUUCUUUAUUGAGAACCAGUACCCAGAUGAAGCAAAGCGGGAGGAGAUCGCCAACGCCUGUAACUCAGUCAUUCAAAAACCAGGUUGUAAGCUGUCUGAGUUUGAGCGUGUGACAGCGUUGAAGGUUUACAACUGGUUUGCAAACCGUCGAAAGGAGAUGAAGAGAAGAGCAAAUAUCGAAGCUGCCAUUUUGGAAAGCCAUGGAAUUGAGGUGCCAAGUCCAAGCUGCCACUCUAACGGGGAGGAGGGAGAGAUGCAAGAGUUUGCUGACCAGGUCAGUCAUCGAUUUCCAGAGCAGGAAGAGGCCUCUUCCCUGAAGAUAGUGGACCAGCAGGACCCCUCCCCACUGGUUGCUUCAGAGGUUGCAGCCCCUCUGAGCCCAGCCUCUCAGGUCAUGGAUCACAAAGAGGAGGAUUCAAAAAGGGAGACUGUGGAUGAAGAGUGACCAAAGCUGGAGGAGUGUGAAUCAUCGUAAUUGAAAUUAAUCAGAUGAAAUAGAAAAGUAAGUGUCUCCUCCUUCACCCAGGGGAGGGCCUGAGGUGCCCAGAGCACCCAGAAUCAAAGGGAGGAGGGUGCUAAUGCUUGUUGAGGUGCCUCUGAUGGGAGGAGGCAACUGUAUUUAUCAACAGUAAUCCUGCUCAUAUUAACAGCAAUAUACAGUAUAUAUAAAUCAAUAUAUAGUGCAUUCUAAGAUGCUAUAAAGCCUAUAUUUCUUAGGGGGAGAAUAAUAUAAAGGAUACCUCACCCAUUUUAAGCUAAGCCUUUUCCUUUUUUGCUACACGCCUUCUUUUAGCCUUUUCCCGGAGAGCUUUUUGGAUGAACCGUGAAUGUGCCGAGCCUGCAGGUCAGGUGUGUUUGGGUGUGUGGGUAGAGUAUGGUACCAAGGAUCUGGGAUAUGCUCAUAUGAAUCCCCUCUGCUUGCUUGAAUGCUUUGACUCCAUCUCGUUGGUGAGACUCUAACCUCAAUCAGUUGUUUGAUUCAAUCAGUCGAUCAAUCGAAGAAUGCUGUGCUAUCAAAUUGGUAGAGCCCUGAGGGACAACUGGAAUCUCAGGUAAUCCAAAAAACGGUGGAUAAAGACACGGAAGAGUUCUGUUGACAUCCUGCGUUUCCUUCAUUUUGAUCCUUAUCCUCUAAACUGUGUUUAACCAAAACAGGAUGUGUUAUUUAUACCUUUUUAUAUUAGCAAAACAAGCCUAGGACAAUAUCUCACAUAAUCUCUUUGCCUUUGUUAUUUGUUAUACUGAUUGCUGCUGUCAAGUCUUUUUUGUAGUCCAUCCAGUUCAAAGUCUGUCUUAAUCCUCAUCUCAGCCAGUGAAGCUAGAAGAGAUACAUAAUCAUUUUGUUUGUUUGUUUCAACGUUUGAAAGAACGCUAAAACCAAUGUGAUCAAAAACGUGUUGGCAGACAUGAAGCAAGCACCUUCUCUUCUAUUGGAAUAAGCUAAAGCUUAUGCUCAUGUACGUUUAUAUGACUGCAACGCUGCACUUCAAAGUGGAUCUCACUUUAAGAAAAAAGGGGGAGUUACAGACUGUACCUGCAUUAGACAUGUACAUAACCCAGAGCAUAUACAUGUUCCUGGGUGCUUCAUUUACAUUACCAAGUAUAAACUGUUCUUUGUCAAACUUGAAAUAUAGAUAGCUGACUUAAACUCUGCAUUCCUUAGUCCCCUGGUAUUUACUGGCCAAAGGCCGACAUGUUCAUGAAAUGGACAAAGACUCUGUUCUCAAAUGUUUGUUCUCAAAUGGCAUCCAACAGGGUGCUAUCAUGUUACCUCCUAAUGCCAAAGCUAUGCCAAGGUAGAGAUGAGCUGCUUCCAGGAACAGGACAUGACACAGUCACAACACUAGAGAUAUAAAGUACAUAGAUGUUUAUUUGCUCAGAACAACACUAGCCAACUCUAGCUUACCUCAGAAUAACUCUUAUGUCAUGAAUGUGUUAAACGGCUCACUGUGGCAGAAUGACAGGGGUCAUCAUUGUGAGUGUUUAUUAUACUGACAGUGUUAUGUAGCAUUGAUGACGAUGGGGUUUGCCCUGCAUAACCUCAGAGAGCUCUCUUGUCCAGUUUUGGAUGGGGACCCCAGAGCUGCACGCUGUUUCUGACUUCAAUGCUCCUCUCUUUCUGCUUUUAUCUGACAUCCAGCAAACAACAAUUAAAAUAAAACUGUAAACAACCACUCCAA